GCCAAACAGCAUGUCGGAGGACGGCCCGAAAUUCAUCAAAUGUGUUGUAUGUGGUGAUGGUGCCAUUGGAAAGACAUGUAUGUUGAUGAGUUACGCUACCAACAAGUUCCCCACGGAAUAUGUACCAACUGUAUUUGAUAAUUACGCAGUGACGGUGGCCAUCAAAGACCAACAAUACCAACUGGGACUUUUCGAUACUGCAGGACAGGAAGAGUAUGAAGGGCUCCGAAAAUUAGCAUACCCCGGAACACAUGUAUUCCUUCUGGCAUUUUCUGUAGUGAUGCCGGAAUCACUUCGGAAUAUAGAACUAAAAUGGCUUCCUGAAAUACUACAGACACUUCCGCCGGCUGCUUACCUUAUAGUGGGUACCCAGGUAGAUCUGAGAGAUGACGAAGACAUCAAACAGAAAUUACAAAAACGGAGACAAAAACCUGUAACAAUUGAGGAGGGGCAACGAUUUGCCAAACGUGUGGAUGCGGACUGUUAUGCCGAGUGUUCGGCCCUCACAAGACAAGGACUGAAAGAUGUCUUCGAUGAGGCAAUGAUCGCUGUACUGGACCCAAAGAAACAGAGACGACCGCCGAAAAAACGGCGCCUGAAAUGUGUUAUAUUGUGAGCUACCGAUGUGUCUUUGUCCAGUUGUUAAUAUUAUCCCUCUGAUCCACUGGUCAACAAACCCAUUGUGUGGUCAGUUUAUAGCCGGAUAUUAACUUAUCUGACCCCAGAGGUUAGGAUAGCUCUAGUGUGUACGUAAUAGCCGUUGGACGAUCACCAUUAAGGAGAUGCAGGUGAUCGAACUAUGGCCAACGUCCGGUUAAAGCACACUGUUAUUUCCUCACUGGCAGGAAGACGGAUUUCUGGAGCUGUCCAGUAAAACGAAAUGUGAUGCAAGCAUAAUACCCAGUUUUAUAUAUCUUUCAGGAGAAUUUUAUCACAGAUCGAGGAGCGAUAUGGAAUAUUCUGUACACUUUGGUAGCAGCCUGAAUAUCAGCAUUAUUCUUAUAAUCAUCCACAUAUCUUUUGUUCAGAUUUGAAAAGAUUACAACAACCUAUUUAUAACUUGUUUCAAUAAUCAAAUAUUGGUAUUCUUACAAUCCCAUGUUCAUAAGUUUAUCAUAGCAACGAAUAUGGUGUAUAAAAACCGAGAUAUACUUUCAUCUUUAAAUACAAAACAUUCCUCAUAUAUUUCAUUCAUGUGUGCAAUACAACUUCAUUCCUUCGUCUUAAAUAAUCAUGAACAAUCCUGGUCAUAAUGGUGCUUUGGUCAUGUUGAGAUGUUUAUAUUGAUUUCAAACGUUCAUGUCACCUUGGUGCUAAAAUUAAAUCCCGACUCGCUUAAAUAUUCUUUUCAUGCGUUGCCUAUUGCACUGAUCCACCUCCCCAUCAGCACUGGAAGAAAAAGACUUUACCACAAGUCUGUGUCUGUACAGAAAAUUACAUUAAAAUUGUAUACUGAACGUCAGACCGCCACAUUUCCUGGAAGAAUAUCGGAAUAGAUUGGUGCAGUCGUACCAGGAGUUGACCUUGUGGUGAGCAGUGUCACGAGUCACUCUUUUUGUCUUACCUGAAUAUUGCGCUGAUUAGAUUUUACGUGGUCAAAUAUUUAAACAUUUCCUAUUCUAUUUCUUUCAACAAUAGAUACUUAAUACCAUUUCUUAUGUCACUUGAUAAACGUCACAUAUAUAAAUAGACCAUUUGAAAUUAUAUUUUAUAAUUUUAUUACAUACUAUGUGUUCUUAGUGAUUUGUGUUCGCAAAUUCAGUGAAAGAUAUCUUAUUGAAGACGGAAUGUUACAAAUCCAUAUAUGUGAAUUCAGCGUGGCGUGAUUUUUAUUUUCUAUACGAAAUGAUAAGAAAUGUUUGUAGACAUAUAUUUCAAGACAAUUUGGAAAUGCAUUUUAGCAAUCGUGCAAAAUAAUAGUACCCUUUGAGAGUAUACAGUAUGCCAUGUAAUGAUAGUGUUGUAAGUAUUUUUUAUUAAUCAAGAAAACGGAAGACAGUUUGAAUAGUUAUUCUAGAAGUAGAUGUAGUGAUCGAAUCAAAGAUAUUUCACUCGCUACAGAUAUAUUAUACGUUUGGAUUUAGAUAUAAAUAUAUGUAAUUUUAAUCAGAUUAAGGUAAAAAUAAGAAUCAUGGUGAUAAUCUGGAAUUCAGACACCUAUCACGAUUUACGGGAUCUGGCGAGUUAGUCAGAUGCGAUGUUUUGUGAGCCGCGGUGGUAGAUUGGUUAAGUGCUCUACUUCUGGGUUGCGGGUUCGAGACCUACGUGGGGCAUUCUCCAGGCACUGGCCUUAGGUUGGUGUUUUUUUCUCUCGGGAACUUCGUAUUUCCUCCUCCACCCAAACUUGGCACUUCCUUAAAUGUCUCUGGCUGUUAAUAGGACGCAAAGCAACAAUAAACAAAACUAGCUAUAUUUUGUAAUGACAAGACUAAUGUCCAGAUUUAUACUCAAAUCGUUAACCAAGCGUUUUUGAUCAGUUAAAGUGUUUUGUGGAAAUUGAUUAUCUGAAGCACAAAUAAUAAUACACUCUCAUGGGCAUGAUGAGGUUAUCCUCGUGGUGAAGAUUCAAAAGUCAGGCAUCAUCGUUUUUAGUAUAUCGCAUGGUCAUCAUCAAUGUUCUCAUUGGCCGGACUAAGUAUUUUGACAAGGUGGAAUAUACUUUGAUACUAAAAUCUGAACACUACAGAUAUUGGUGAACUAGAACUUGGUUAGAUCAACGGACACGAAACUGUCAAAAAUGUAUUUUUAGAAAUAUAUUCGUUGCGUUUUUCAUGUUUUAAAAAUCACAUUUGAAUCAUUCACCAUUUGUUUAGUUAUAAGUCUGUGUUAUUGAGAAUUGUACUUUACGUUUUUAAUUCUAAGAAACUUGAUCUUCAACAGAAUAUAUACCAUACUAGUCCUUAAAACGAACGUCUCGGUUUUGUAUUAAAUUAAAAAAGUUGUUUUUCUAUGACACAUUUUAAAGAUUUUUAUGUACAAUAAUAUUGCAGUAUUCAAUUUUGUAAACAAAAAUCUUUUUACUUUUGUACAUGCCCUAGUUUACAGUUUCUGCAUUUAGUAAACUUAGCAAGCCAGUCUGUAGAAUUACUCAUAGCACUUGCACGACGUUUUGCUGUUUAAUAAAAAUUUCGGGUUUGAAAUAAAAGCUUUUUCGGUUGUUAAAUUUAGAAAUCAUAUUUUGCUUACGUUUAGAUAAUUCUGAUAUGAAAUACAGUGUAUAUAUCAUAAAAGUAUUCGUGAUUCAUAGAAAAUCUUAGACAAUAUCACCUUGAAUUAUCAUAAGUUAAAACGAAAGAACGUUCACUUCUACGAUAUAACCUCUGGUGAUGACGUCACAAAGCUGAGAAUGCCCUCCGAACGUCAAUUACAUAACAUAACAUAUUAUAUAUAUAUCAAAACGACAAUAUUCAUCGCCGAAUACCACGGUCAAUAUCGAUUUUUAUAUAAUAUCCGCUCAGAGUUCGAAUACCUCAGUGUUAACAUGGUAGAAUGUCAUUAUGAUAUCAUUAUUCGAUCGAUAUAUUUAGUAAGGUUAAACAUUACACUGGAUUUAUUAAUGUUCAUAAUUGACACUGUUUAUUUAUCAGUGCCUUUAGAUCUAUAAAAACAUCGAUUUUUAAAGGAAAAAUAGUUUUUUGGGCAUAAUUUUAAGCGAUGCUUGGUCGAUAACUAACAUUGUAUAUGCUAUUGUGAAACAAAUGUAAAGGACACAAAAACCAGUCAGGAAAGAAAUAUUUGUGAAUUAGCCAAUAGAAAAAAUCACAAUUAAAGCGAAUACUUUAUAUGUAAAAUCGUGUAAACAAAAAGUUCUUUAUUUGAUCAUUAUAAAACAUAUUUGUAGUUUUAUUCGAUGCUUCUUAUCAAUAUCUUCCCAGGGCGUACUACACAUGUAGUACAGUUCAUAACGAGACUUCUCAAGAAUUAUAAAUAGACGACAUAACUGUAUGUAAGUAGAAGUCAUUGAGAUCAAAAGUGUAUUGUUUUUAUCAUUCUAUAUGAGUGAUAAGUACGUACUCCUGACUCAUGAUAGAAAUCGUCAUUGUGAUGAAGGGAAAAAAACCGCAUCAAAAUAGAUAAACAUUGUGAAUUUUUCUGUUCCGGACACGUUACUAAACGAUUUUGUUUUCUAUCUCAAAUUAUUAUUGUUGUCACACACACCUAUUUUAUGAACAAAUAAUACCAGUAACGUAUUAGCAAAUGUUGUAUAUUUUUGCAAAUUCGUAAGAUAUAUUUUUCCUUCUGAUUACAAAGAAUGUUUUAAAAUGAUCGUAAAAUUCAGAUCUGUGGAAUUUUUAUCCAAAUUUGUCUUGUCACUUGUAGGAUUUAUAUAUGUAAGUAUUUCAUUAUUUAUCUUACAUGUAUUUUUUCGUUCUGCAUUUUUUUUACUGUCAAGAGAAUUAUAAUACAUCAUUUACAAUGAAAGCCACCGUAUCCAUUUGAAAUGUUUUCCGUGACCUUUAAGUGAUCAAUAGGUUAUCUUAUAAUGACCUAUUGACGUAUGAUUUUUUUAUAUCUCUCCGGGACUAUUUUUAACAUUAAGACAAUUUUAAGGGUAUGUGUGACGUUUUGUCAGUAAAUAUGCUGACAAGUAUACGAUUUUGGUGUAGUAAUGUUUGAUUUUUCUCCUUUCCUGUCUUCCGUUUUAGAGAUAUCUUCCUUAUGAAGAUGGUAUAUUCUUACUCAGACGAAAACGAUCAUUUUAAAUCGCCCUUUCUGAACUUAAAAAAUAUCUUAGAUAACCUAAUCAUAGAUAUUUUAUCAAUACUUCCGUUAGAAUGUUACUUUUAUCAUAUGAAACGUUUAAAAAUAUAUUCUGUUAAUAUAUUGAAAUAUAAAACAUAUAUGUCUCUCAUUGUUAUCCGGUUGGUCAUGCGUUGAUAUUAUAUUUAACUGACCUUGUUUUACAGGAAGUACCAGAUAACGUAUGUAAAUAUAUCGACAGUAUCAUAGACAAUGGAUUCAAAAACAAUAUAUGACAGAAAAGAGAAUUACAGAUUAUGUUACGAAUCAAUUGUUGACUAUAUAUAACACAUGGAUUUAUUUUAAUUGUGUUAUUUUUAAACGAUUCAGAUCUAAUUGAGUAAAUAAAAAGGAAACAAAAUCCU
Ylistrum balloti is the source of this 5105-nucleotide messenger RNA. Its product is annotated as cdc42 homolog. The coding region runs from base 11 to 616 and encodes 201 amino acids. Gene Ontology annotation, molecular function: GTP binding; GTPase activity. The transcript is spliced from 3 exons. Gene Ontology annotation, biological process: small GTPase-mediated signal transduction. The record is from RefSeq and is a predicted model, not a curated record. Lineage: Eukaryota; Metazoa; Mollusca; Bivalvia; Pectinida; Pectinidae.